This is a messenger RNA of Poecilia reticulata (guppy), 2907 nucleotides long. RefSeq lists its product as uncharacterized. The record is from RefSeq and is a predicted model, not a curated record. Gene Ontology annotation, biological process: regulation of transcription by RNA polymerase II. Gene Ontology annotation, molecular function: DNA-binding transcription activator activity, RNA polymerase II-specific; RNA polymerase II cis-regulatory region sequence-specific DNA binding. Gene Ontology annotation, cellular component: nucleus. Lineage: Eukaryota; Metazoa; Chordata; Actinopteri; Cyprinodontiformes; Poeciliidae.
AAACUCGUUCACAGUUUCUUCAGUACAGCCACAGUGAAACACACAGAAAGACGCGGAGCACAGGGAGCGUUAGCUAAGGCAGAUUUCGUGUUUUAGGUAAAUAUGUGAAUAUUUACUGUAAAAAAAAAGUCUUCAUUUCAGCCUCAGAGAGAGUUUAUCAACGAGCAGGAAACUCCUGCUGAAGAAACAUUCACAGAGUUUAAAUAAAUCAACGUAAAGUCCGAGGAAGAGAUGGAGGAUCAGCGCAGACUGAUUGAUUUUACCAGGAUACCGAAGAUCAUCUUACACCGGAUAGAUCGAGAACCUCUACAGAAAAAUCAGAUGCGAAAUGAAGUAGGACAUCAACAGUUCAAAGAAGAAGAGAAGCAACUCUGCAUCAGUCAGGAUGAAGAGCAUCUUGUGCUGAAAAAGGAGACUGAUGACAUUUUGAUGAAUCCUUCUAAUGUGCCAAGAAUCCACAAUGAAACAGAACCACAGAGGAACCAACUCAUCUCUCAUGGCUCUUCUGAAGCUGAGAACCAGGAUCAGGAAGGAAACAAUUCUGAAGACCCAGGGAAAAGGAGAGACGAAGAACAGAAACAAAAUAAGAGAUGUAAGAAAACCAAACAGUUGAAAAUUAAAACUGACAGUUCAAAACAAAAAAGGGACAAGAAAGCUCACUCAGACCAAAAACUAUAUUCUUGUAAAGUUUGUGAUAAAACAUUCUCUCAAAACAGUCACUUAACUAAACAUAUGAGAACUCAUUCGGGCGAGAAGCCCUUCACAUGUUCUACCUGUGGAAAAAGUUUAAGUCAAAAGGCCAGUUUAAUUUAUCACAUGAGAAUUCACACAGGUGAAAAGCCGUUCACAUGUGUUGCUUGUGGAAAAGAUUUCUGUCAAGAAAGCACUUUAAAGAUUCACAUGAGAAUUCAUUCAGGUGAGAAGCCUUACUCAUGUACAACCUGUGGAAAAAACUUUUCUCAAAAAUAUUCUUUAAAUGUUCACAUUAGGACUCACACAGGUAAACGGACAUCAUGCAGUGAUUGUGGGAGAAGUUUCAGUAAGCAAUCGGCUUUAAAAGAUCAUAUGAGAAUUCACACGGGCGAGAAGUCUUUCUCAUGUGACACAUGUGAAAAAAGCUUUGCGAGUAAAUCCAGACUAACUCUUCACAUGAGAAUUCACACAGGAGAGAAGCCAUUCUCAUGUGGUAGCUGUGGAAGAAGUUUCCAAUGCAACGCACAUUUAAUUCGUCACAUGAUGAUUCACACAGGUGAGAAGCCUUUCUCGUGUGUGUCCUGCGGAAAAAGUUUCCGAGAAAAAUCUGAGUUACUUCCUCACAUGAGGAUUCACACAGGUGAAAAGCCUUUCUUGUGUAUCAUCUGUGGAAAAGGUUUUGCCAUAAGACCUACUUUAACGACUCACAUGAGGACUCACACAGGUGAAAAGCCUUUCUCAUGUGUGACCUGCGGAAAAGGUUUUGCUAGAAGAUUUUCUUUAAUUUAUCACAGGAGGACUCACACAGGAGAGAAGCCUUUCUGCUGUGUGAACUGUGGAAAGUGUUUUGGAUUCAAGUCCAAUUUAACUCGUCAUAUUAUAACUCAUAGAAGUGAGAAGCCUUUCUCGUGUGUGACUUGCGGAAAAGGUUUUGCCAGAAGAUUUUCUUUAAUUUAUCACAUGAGGACUCACACAGGCGAGAAGCCUUUCUCAUGUACAACUUGUGGAAAAAGCUUUCAAUUCAAAUCUCAGUUCAAUAGUCAUAUCCGAAGUCACAUGAGUGAUGGGCGUUUCUCAUGUACAAGAUGUGGAAAGAAAUUCUUCACAAAAAUUCUUUUAACUUCUCACAUGAAGACUCACAAAUCUGAAAAGCCUUUCUUGUGUGAGACCUGUGAAACACGUUUCAGGACAAAAUCACAAUUACUUAUUCAUAAGAGCACUCACACAGGAGAGAAGCCUUUCUCGUGUGUGACCUGUGGAAAAGGUUUUGCCCGUAGGACUUAUUUAACUGUUCACAUGAGGUCUCACACAGGUGAAAAGCCUUUCUCGUGUGUGACCUGUGGAAAAUGUUUUGCCUAUGAAAGUAAUUUAACUUAUCACAUGAGGACUCACACAGGAGAGAAGCCUUUCUGGUGUGUGAACUGUGGAAUGUGUUUCAUUUGCAAAAAUACUUUAAAUCGUCACAUGAAAAUUCACACAGGUGAGAAGCCUUUUUUGUGUGUGACAUGUGAAAAACGUUUCAGGAGAAAAUCACAAUUACUUACUCAUAUGAGGACUCACACAGGAGAGAAGCCUUUCUCAUGUGUGACCUGUGGGAAAAGUUUUACCACACGAGCUUCUUUAACUAUUCACAUGAGGAUUCACACAGGUGAGAAACCUUUUUCAUGUGUGACCUGUGGCAAAAGGUUUACUUUAAGAACAGGUUUAACUUAUCACAUGAUGACUCACUCAGGGAAAAAGCCUUUUUUUUGUGGGAUUUGUGGAAAAAGAUUCCGAAGUAAAACUCAUUUAAAUUGUCACAGGAAUAUUCACACUGGUGAUUAGCCUUAUUUCAUUGUAAAAGGUUGUUGUAAUUAACACAUUAAAUGUCACAGAUAUGAGAAGCCUUUCACAUGUGACCUGUGGAAAAAGCUUCACAAUCAAAUCUCAUUUAAAUCGUCACAUUUGUGGUGAAUGAGAAAGUCUCCUCAGCUGUAAGAGGCCUUUCUCAUUUGUAACCUGUGAAAAACGAAGUUUGUUCAUAUAAGAAUAGCAUAAUGUGAACCUCAAGUGUCAAGUAGUUUUAUCUUUCCACUUACCUUUUUAAAAUGUUUAUUUUAAGGGAGCUAUAAAUGAGGAAGUUUCUUUAAAGAAAGUAUUGUGUACAUAGUUUGUAUAUUUAUUUUACAAGUGAUAUUUGUAGAGCAAUGGUUCUUAACCUUUUUUGAGGUACUG